Molecule: messenger RNA, 279 nt
Organism: Akanthomyces muscarius
Lineage: Eukaryota; Fungi; Ascomycota; Sordariomycetes; Hypocreales; Cordycipitaceae
Exons: 1
Coding region: 1-279 (92 amino acids)
Source: RefSeq, a predicted model, not a curated record
AUGCGCCGUCAGUCCACCAGCUCCGACGGCGCCUCCGUCAUCUCCUACGAGACGACGUCCUCUCUCGUCAAGGACGAACCCGCCGCCCUCGAUGCCGAGUUCGCGGACAACAAGGACAAGAAGCGCGACGGCAUCCGGAAAAAGGCCCGCCGCGUGCUCGCCGACAUGGGCGCGCCACCGACCGCCCGCCAGGACGCCAAGGACGGCAAGCGCACGCUCAACUACGCGGACCCGGGCGGCCUCAUCGGCGACACCAUGUCGAAGCCGGUCAAGUUUUAA